Molecule: messenger RNA, 1252 nt
Organism: Schistosoma mattheei
Lineage: Eukaryota; Metazoa; Platyhelminthes; Trematoda; Strigeidida; Schistosomatidae
Source: the annotation of a GenBank genome assembly
AUGCGUGAAAAAAUUCGUCCUAAAGUUGGAAAGGUGGAUAUCGAUUAUCACAAAUUGCACGAUGCUUUCUUUAAGUACCAAACCAAACCCAAACUAUCAAUUCAUGGCGAUCUUUAUUAUGAAGGCAAAGAAUUUGAAGUAAAACUGAAGGAGAAAAAGCCUGGUAAUAUGUCAGAUGAGCUUCGAAAUGCUCUAGGUUUACCGUCUGGCUCCGGUGCUGAGCGAUAUCCUCCACCAUGGUUGAUUGCUAUGCAACGAUAUGGUCCACCUCCUUCGUAUCCCAAUUUGAAGAUUCCCGGUCUAAAUGCUCCUAUUCCGGAUGGUUGUGCAUUUGGUUAUCACCCUGGCGGAUGGGGUAAACCUCCCGUGGAUGAGCUAGGACGUCCUGUUUAUGGAGAUGUGUUUGGAAAUGGAGGUAAUAUUGCCGGUGUACCACCACCGCCACCCCCACCAACCACUUUUGAGGAUGCCGAUGAGCAAAUCGCUCAUGGAAAUAUCAGUUAUUGGGGCGAGUUGGAAUCUGAUGAGGAGUCUGAAGGCGAAGAUGGUGAUCAGGAUAUGGAUACGGACGAUGAGAGUGAUGAAGAUCAAGCAGCAGCAUCUGCGAUGGCUGAAAAUGAAGCCAAAAAGAUGCUCGUUACUCUGCCAAGUGCAGGAUCUAUUCCUCGACCAGUAGAUGUCGGUGGCCUAGUCACACCUGCUGGAGGAUUAAUAACACCUAGUGGUGUAUCUAGCGUUGGCGCUGGUUUAGAAACUCCACAAAGUAUGAUUGAACUACGUAAGAAAACUAUAGAAGAGGCAAUGGAAGAUAGUACUGGUUUGGUUACACCGUCCACUCAGUUGUAUCGUAUACUUCCUGAAACUGAAACUAAUUUACAACCUAAUGCACUUAUGGGUAGUACUAAAUUGUAUGAUGUGGCCGGUGCAACAGGUGCUCAGCGUGGAAUCGAAUAUACUUAGAUUCUGCCUUUCUCAGUUUAACUUAUUUAUCCCCAUUAAAACGAUGAACAAUCACUUACUUUAACUGUAGUCUCAUUUUCCUAUAAACUUCUUUUGGAAAAGUAACAUUUUGCGACAAGUUUAUUCAAAAGGAACUGUGAAAGGAAAUCGAUGCAAAGUCUGUGACAGUAACUAAUGCAAUUGUUUUCAACUAAUGUUUGGCGUAUUAAUGUAGGCUAUCUUAACAAAAUUACUUUUUUGACACAAAAUCCAUAACUUCAAGUAGUCUACUGGUUGAGGUCGACCUGGAAAG